Spea bombifrons (plains spadefoot toad) is the source of this 4787-nucleotide messenger RNA. It is a transcript of the gene CRACD, whose product is annotated as capping protein inhibiting regulator of actin dynamics. Bases 471 to 4772 code for a protein of 1433 amino acids. Gene Ontology annotation, biological process: maintenance of gastrointestinal epithelium; negative regulation of barbed-end actin filament capping. The transcript has 14 exons. The record is from RefSeq and is a predicted model, not a curated record. NCBI's taxonomy places the organism in Eukaryota, Metazoa, Chordata, Amphibia, Anura, Pelobatidae.
UGGUCGGUAGGCACGGAGGGUGUGUGCUGGAGGCAGGCAUGGCUGGAUGUGUAGGAGCAUGUGACUGAUGUUACAUGGUGCGGCACUCCGGAGAGGAAUGGAGGCGGCUCGAUGAGCGGAGCCCGGCAGCCCGGCUCGCAGUGUGCGGAGAUCCCUGCAUGCAGCACGAAAACAAAACCAGGGUAAUUUAAGUCUGAUUUAUCGAAAGAGUUAAAAGAAACCCAGUAGCAGCCUCCAUGCUUUGUGAAAAUUUAAUGCCUUCUCAAUACAGUUGAGGAAUCUGAUCUGCUGGUAGGGGUGUAAGAGGGGUGGACACACAGAAAGGGCAUGUGACAAGGACUGCUCCAGGCAUCAUUCUGCGGAUAUGCACCUUGCUAAAUAACAUUCCCCUGGCCGGGGAAGGUAAUAGUGCUACACAGUGAGAGCGGCAGUAACUGGACACUGUAUUGGAAGUAAUCAUUCAGAACAUCAUGGCAGGUGAAACAGAGCCCAGCCAGGAAGCUCAGGUUGAUUUUCUGAGCACUAAAAUCUCAGACAAGAAACGAACAGGAAAGUUCCUUCCUUUAAGAAAACUUUUUGGUAAGAAGAAAAAGAAAAGCACUUCAUUGCCCUUUGAGGACGGCACGCUGAAGUCCAGUCUCUCCAUUGGGAAUGUUUGUAAUACUCUAACGCUCUCAUCAGAUGAUGACGCUUGUGAGGUUCUAAGUUAUCUCGACAAUACCAUGGGAACAAGGGCAUUCUCCCAUGACAGUAUCUUCAUACCAGAUGGGCAGGCUGAGGAUGAACAUGAUGAUCAGAGACUGUCACAAGAGUACCUUGGAGGGAAAGUAAAAUCGCUCCAGCAACAGUUAGCUGGAAACAUCCGUUUUGGGCAACCACCCAGCAGUAUUUCAGGGAGACGACUGCAAGACCUGAAUGUGAGUUCAGAACAAAUGGAGGAGACGCACAGCAGCCCUAUGGAGAUUUUAGGAGAGCGUGACACAAAGCCGCUAGAAAAUGCUGACAAGGUCACUGGAUCACCAGGUUCUAUGAGCACAACGAGGUACCCUCUGGAGCCAGAACAGAAAUCAGAGGAGAAGGUGACUCCAGUAAAACUUUCCCGUCCUAAAAGGCCCUUGGCUUCAUCUGGCACUAUUGAGUCUAUCAAUCUAGAUGCCGUUCCUUGCGUGGUUCCUCGUCUAGAUAACAGUGCUGCGAAACAUAAACUUUCUGUUAAGCCAAAAAACCAGAGGGUGUCAAAGAAACACAGAGGCAUGUCCCAGCAUAUAGAAGACAUAGAAUUUGAAAAUGAGAGUGAUUCCAAACUGCUAAGAAAUGCUGACAGAAGCACGUUCUGUUCAAUGGAAACAUCAAAGCAGGAUACAAGCAUGUCAGGCCUUUUAAACUGUAAAAUGCUUCAUGAACAAACAUUUAGCAAACUCCAAACAUUAGCAGAAAAGCAAAAGGCCCAAGACAAUAAACAGGAGUUGGGGAUACCACAAGGCCCAGUCCAUGUGACACAUGAGUAUGAAAGUAGAUGCUUAGAGAAGGAAAGAGUAUUAAAGAUAGAUGCACAAAAGCAAGAGGAAGAACGAAACAUAAGACAUGGAAUCCAUAAAGGUCUGGAAAUAGAAAGGAAAAAAAUAGAAGAGCAAAAGGUAACUGAAAUGAAAGAGCAGCAGAGUCAUGUGGAAGAACUUAAACAAAGGGCUGAACAAAGACACCAAGAACUGGAAGAGCAGCAAACUCUCCAACUAGCAGAAGAACAGAAAGAACUUCAACUGAAGAUGCUGAGUGAUCGCCAACACAUUGAUAAACAAAAACAACAAGAACUAGAGGAGCAGAGAAUUCGCCAACAAACAGAAGAGCAAGAGCAGCAGAGAAUUCACCAACAAGCAGAAGAACGAAAACAACGUGAGUUAGAGGAGCAGAGAAUUAAUCAACAAGCAGCAGAACGAAAACGCAAACUAGAAGAGCAAAAAAUAUGUCAACAGGCAGAAGAACGAAAACAACGUGGACUAGAGGAGGAGAAAAUGCACCAACAAGCAGAAGAACGAAAACAAUGUGAAUUGGAGGAGCAGAGAACUCACCAGCAAGCAGAAGAACAAAAACAACAUGAACUACGGGAGCACACAAUUCACCAACAAAUUGAAGAACAAAAACAACGUGAACUAAAUGAGGAGAGAAUUAACCAACAAGCAGAAGAACAGAAAAAAUGUGAGGUAGAAGAGCUGCUAAUUUGGCAAAAAACAGAGGAUCAAAGACAAGGUGAGCUACAGGAGCAGAUAUUUUACCACCAGUCAGAAAAACAAAGAGGACAUGAACUGGAGCUGCAGAAAACACACCAACAAACACAAGUGGGAAAACAAGGUCUUACAGAGGUGCAACAGGUAGAAAAACAACAGUGGGAUGCAGGGAGACAUAGGACGGAGGAGCAACAGACUGUAGAAGAACAAAAAGAUUUACACCACCAGGGAGUUUCGGUGAAAACAAGUAAUAGUUAUACACAAGAACAAGAUCGUUUUAUGGAAACUGUGAUAGAUUUAGCAGAUGAACAUUCUAAUGAAAAACAUAAAAUAAAUGAAACAAAUGCAAAUGAUAAGGAACUAAAACAGAGAAAACAAAAGCAAAUUGAGCAACAGGAACUAAUUGGUAAAGAACUAAGAUGGCAGGAACUUGAUCAAAGACAAAGGCCAUUUACAUUUAAAGUGUCAUCGGGUGAAAAUCAAAUUAUAUUUGAGAAGGUUCAUUUAUCCCCAGUUAGUCCUUCGAAAGAGCCACCCAUCCACCCAGAUACACAAAAAGAUAAUAAACCAAAUAUUAGUUCAAUUGCUGUCCUAUCAGCUCAGUUUGUUCCCCACACAGCCAUUUUAGUUACUGGAGCUCAACUUUGUGACACGGCAUUGAAUCUCAAUCAGAUUCAGGAUACAGCUUGUAAAUCUUUGUUGGGACUCACAGAGGAAAGGAGACACUUGGAAAGCAUACAGAUUAAGAGCGACAAUGACACACACAAUGCUAAACAAAUGAGCAGUAAAACAAAGUAUACAUCAGAAUCAAUGGACAACCAGUCAUUCUUGGCUGAGUGGGCUUCCAUUCGGUCAAAAAUCCUUAGCAAAUCAGAAAAUAGCAGUCUUCUUGACAAGGACCGAAGGGGACCUCGUAUAUGUAGCGAUGACUGGACUUCAAAAGGUAAAAGUGAUUCUCACAGCAAUUUAAGAAAAACAUUGUCAGCUACUGCUAAAUUCUCUAUAACUCCUGCCUGGCAGAAAUUUCCAGAAAUUGCAAAUUCCAAAGAGGAUAUUAGUUACAACUUGGCAAAGCAAACUAGUAAAGAAAACCCACCAUCCAUAAAUUCCAAAAACGAAACUCAGGAUAAAACCGCAGAGAGAACAGUAAAAGUUCGUGAAACCGUCACAAAUAAAAUAAAAAAGCAGGUUACAAUUGAUGGAAAUUCAGAAGGCUGGAUAUUUUCCAAAGAUCUUCCAUCUUUUCUGGUUCCAAACCCUCCUGAGUCCCCCCGUAGGGGACAAGUAGCAUAUCAAAGUGUUUCUGAAACCCAAAUGAGCAAUAGCAUCCGAAAAAGUGACAGAUUACUACAAAAUACUGAGGAGAAACUCAACCCAUUUGGUAUAAAGUUAAGGAGGACAAAUUACUCUUUAAGGUUUAAUUCUGACCCUCAAAACGAGCAGAGGAGGAAAAAAAGGUACAGUGCCGGCGACAGCUUUGAUGGAGUUCCAGUUAUUUUAGUUGCUGCAGAUGAAGCAGAAAUUAGAAAUGAUUCUAGAUAUUCAUUGUCAGUAUCACCCACCAAGGUAAAGAAAGGUACAGCUGCAAAGAUAAUGAAGGAUAACUCAAAUAAUCCAUCUGAAGGAGGACAUUCUGCAACCAUUCCACAGAUUCCAACCUCUAGCUCAUACGUAUCUUCACCUAUUAAAGACAGAAUGGCACCAAAAUCCCCCACUAUACAAAAACCAUCACUAGCACCAAAACCUACAACUCCUACUCCUCCAUCCUCCCCACUUUCUCAGUUGGACAGGACAAGUAUAGCUGACCAGCCAGAACAAAGACUGAACAAAAGUGAACAAGACAAAGAAUUACUCAGAGACGAUAUAAAAGUGAAUGCCAUAACACCACUUGUAAGUCAUUGUGAAAAUGAAGAAAAUGAAACAAAAGACCAAAAAUGUUCUUUCCCAUCCAUCCCUUGGAGAGAAAGGUGCGACAAACGACCAGAUCAAAUUAACAGAGAAAGACCUGUUCUCCAGAGUCGGCACUCUCUAGAUGGAUCAAGACUGAUGGAUCAAAUCGAGUCAGCUCAACCUCUCUGGAUAACAUUAGCUCUGCAAAAACAAAAAGGAUUUCGAGAACAGCAAGCUUCCAGAGACGAAAGGAGACAAGCCAGGGAAGCCAAGCAGGCGGAUAAACUGGCAAAGGAAAAUACCUCCAGUGUCCAGACAGGGGUAUAUAGGAGCAGAUCUGGUUCUCUGCAAAAACCACCUGCCACAGAAGAGAAGAAAGAGACCGUGGUGACUAGGCUUCAGCGCAGAGAACAACUGCAGAAAUCUAACACUCUCCCAACAUCUGCCACAGUGGAAAUGUCAGAGACCAUUCCAGGCCCUCCUUUAGGAAAAGAUAUUCCAAAGAGAUUCUCUACUCCAGAUGCUGCCCCUGUGUCUUCGGAACCUGCCUGGCUGGCCUUGGCCAAGAGGAAAUCAAAAGCCUGGAGUGACUGUCCACAAAUCAUUAAACAGAUGGAGACCCCAACAGAGGAACUCUCCUGCAGCUUCAGCCUUUAGAAUGCAAUAAAGACU